UUUACAGUGAAGAAAGCUCAAAUCAGUGGACUCUCUCUCUCUCUUGAUUAGUCAUUUUUCUCGCUCUUACUUUCUCUGCAAUCAAAAGAAAUGCCGCUGCCAGACAAUGAGAUGAAAUACUGAUAAAGGAUUGGAGAAAGCGGAGCUCUGUUUACCAUUUACUACUCCAUCAUUGCACUCGAAUCUAGUUGUUGGGGUUUGCUUGAUCAAGAGGCAGUCUGUUGAUAGCUCUCUCCAGCUAUGGUUCUCGGGCUUAGAUCGAAGCACCGGAGAGGGGCUUUGGCUAAGGUGGAGUACAUUUUCCAUGUACAAGAGAUAAGGCCUUGGCCUCCUUCAGAAUCCCUAAAAUCUGUCCAACAAGUGUUGCUUCAAUGGGAAAAUGGCAGCCGGUAUUCGGGGUCGUUUCUUUCUGCUGCUCAGAAUUCGAAAGUCGUCUUCACAGAGUCUUUCAAGCUUACAUUGGUUUUUUUUGCUGAUAAGAAGUCUCAAGAUAAGUUUCAGAUGAACAAUUUGAAGUUUAGCUUGUUUGUGCCGCGUAAGGAUAGGGCUAAAGGGCAGCUUCUUGGGACGGCUGUGCUAAACCUUGCAGAUUAUGGAGUGAUAGAGAGUUUAUUAAGCAUUAAUGUUCCGUUGAACAUGAAGAGGAGCUCCAAUGGCUCGGUGCAACCGGCUCUGGUGAUUGGUUUGGAGCCGGUUGAGAAGGAGAGCUCUAACUCAUCUCCUAGUGUUGGCCUAUCGAAGCAAACAUCUUUGGAUAAUGAUAAUGAUGACCUGGAAAUUGCUUCGAUUACAGACGAUGAUGAUGAUGCUUCUUCCCGAUCAUCAAGGACUGCGGGGUCAUCUGCCUUUGAGGUUGGAACAUCUUCACCAUCUCAGAGUGAGAAGAAUGGACAUGGAUAUGCUGCAUAUGACUCAGAGAAGAAGAGGAAUGGGAGACUACCACCCACUGAUACAUCAUCAGAGACUUGGAAGCAAGAAACUGAUAAUGAUUUUCCUUUGAAGUUUCGUGAGCGAAGCAUGACAUCUGUCGAGAAGAACUCUGAGACCGCCCUCCUAAGAACUUUUCCCUCAUCCGUAAGUCGCCAAGAUGCAAAUGCAAAAGCCAACUCUGUAGUUGCAUCUUUUGUGCAGGAAAGUGCCUCCUCUAGUUCUCAUGAAGUUAUUCCUAAGUAUGAGCAUAAACGUAUUGGAAAAAAGCACGUGGCCGACUCUGCCAACUCUCUGGGCUACCAUGCUACUCAAGCAACUGAGUUACUUGAGGAUAGUGAUCAAACACACGAUCCACUUGCUAGCAUGGUGAGUGCUGAGGAGAAAAAGAAACCAGAUGACCAUAUCAUAGAGGAGAUGGCACAUUCUACGGAUAAUAUAUUAGUUCAGCACAUGUCAGAAGAUGCUGUCAGAGGACAGGCAACAGGGAUGAGUGAGAAAGCACCAGAAGUUCCACUAUCAAGCAGUAUGAAAGCUCAGAAUGUGAGAUCUGUCCGUAAACAUAGUUUGUUUGAAGGAACCGAAGACAUUUAUGCCGGGGAAAAUGAGCUUAACCCAGACAUAGCAUAUGCCUCUCAAAAGAAAGGUGGACUUGGUGUAGUAAUAGAGCCAAAGACGGAACUACCAGACUUCAGAGAUGAAUCGAAAACAAGAAUUGAAUUACCGUAUGCCUCUAAAAAGAAAAGUGAACAUGGUGUAGCAAUAGAGCCAACGACCGAACCCCCAGAUUGCAGAGAUGAAUGGAAAACAACAAUUCAGAUGCUUCGGGAGGAAUUAAGGGAAGCAGCAGCUACUGAGGUUGGAUUGUAUUCCAUAGUUGCCGAACAUGCAAGUUCAGUAAAUAAGGUCCACACCCCAGCUCGACGUCUGUCCAGAUUUUAUAUUGAUGCUUGCAAAGCAGGCUCUCAAGCUAAAAGGGCAAGUGCAGCAAGAGCGGCGGUCUCUGGAUUAGUUUUGGUUUCUAAAUCAUGUGGGCAUGAUGUUCCAAGGUUGACGUUCUGGUUAUCGAACUCGAUAAUGUUGAGGGCCAUUGUCAGCCAAACUGCUGCAGAGUUAUCAAAUUGCAGUAGAUCAGAAAGCAAAAGUAAUGGCUCUUGGUCUGGAUUAACAUCGAAGGAUUCCUCCCAUUUGGAGCGAGAGCAAUCUACUUCAAUUAAUGAAUCUGAUGAUAAGGAAGAUGUCUCAACAUUUAUUAUUGCAUUAGAAAAAGUUGAAUCUUGGCUUUUCUCUCGAAUAAUAGAAUCUUUAUGGUGGCAGACUUUUACACCGCAUAUGCAACCUACAGUUGCAAAAGUUAGUGGUAUCAGCCCACGCUCAGGGACGAAGAAGACAUGUGGAAGAAGAAACAGUUUGGGUAACCCUGAACAGCAGAAUUUCUCUAUCGAGUUAUGGGAGAAAGCAUUCAAAGAAGCCCGUGAAAGGCUUUGUCCACUGCGAGCAGGAGGACAUGAGUGCGGCUGCUUGUCUGUGCUGGUUAGACUGGUAAUGGAGCAAUUGAUUGAUAGGCUGGAUAUGGCAAUGUUCAAUGCUAUUCUACGCGAAUCUGCUGAAGAAAUGCCUACCGAUCCCAUCUCAGAUCCGAUCAGUGAAUCUAAAGUGCUGCCAAUACCACAUGGGCAGUCAAGCUUUGGUGCUGGUGUGGAACUAAAAAACUCUAUUGGGAACUGGUCAAGAUGGCUUACUGAUCUCUUUGGCCUAGAAGAUGACUCGACCGAGCAUGGGGGUGUUUGCAGGGAUGGGAAAUCAUUCAAGGCGUUUCGUCUCCUCCACUCUUUGAGUGAUCUCAUGAUGCUACCUUUCGGAAUGCUUGCUGACCCUUCUACAAGAAAAGAAGUCUGCCCAUUAUUUGGUCCUACAAUAAUUAAACGGGUGCUGAAUAGCUUCGUACCAGACGAAUUCUGUCCAGAUCCCAUUCCACAGAGCAUCAUCGAUGCCCUCGAAACUGAGGAGGAAUCAGAUGCUUCAGAAGACAUACUCACAAGCUUUCCUUGCACUGCAAAUCGUACAAAAUAUACACCUCCUUCAGCAGCUUUACUAACUUGUGUGGGAGAAGUUGGUAGCCAAGUGAUCCAGAGCAGCAGACUAUCAUCACUCAAGAAAUCCUACAAUAGUGAUGAUGAACUAGAUGAGCUCGACUCAUCUUUCACGUCUAUCGUCCCAGAUAGCUUCCAGAGCUCUGCUCUGGCAAAGCUCGCCUCGAUGGCAACGGAGAAGGGAGGCAGAAGUGUUGUCAGGUAUCAGCUAUUGAGGGAGAUAUGGAAAGAUGAAUAGGGUCUCAUAACUUUAUUCUAUGUAUAUGUUUGUACACAUCUGUAUAAAUUUUGAGGACUCAAGACAGUUUUAAAUUGUCUGAAUUCAUCUCUCAAACUGUCACACACAA
This is a messenger RNA of Salvia splendens (bonfire salvia), 3367 nucleotides long. RefSeq lists its product as uncharacterized. NCBI's taxonomy places the organism in Eukaryota, Viridiplantae, Streptophyta, Magnoliopsida, Lamiales, Lamiaceae. The record is from RefSeq and is a predicted model, not a curated record. Bases 241 to 3258 code for a protein of 1005 amino acids. Gene Ontology annotation, cellular component: nuclear pore. The transcript is spliced from 9 exons.